AUGGAAGAGGCAGUGCUCGCUGUUGCCGGCAACAGUACUGCCAAUUGGGUGCACGCUCGGUUUGGCUUCGUCUGCCCUGCUCAGCACAGCAGCGAGACCGAAGCUGAGGCUGUGAGUCGGCGCAAGGAGGCGAAGCGCGAGCCCGAGUGGGCCGAGCUGCUGGGGUCAUGGGAGAAGCACCACUGGAAGAUCAAGACUUUGAGAAGGCUCGCGCUGAAGGGCAUCCCGAACUCCCUCCGAGGCCAGGCUUGGCAGCGCCUGACGCUGUCCGCAGACCUGCGCGCCGCGCAUGGACCCGGCUGCUACCAGGCAAUGCUCGACGGAGAGAGCCAGUGCGUGGAGAGGAUCGGCAGGGACCUGCCCCGAACCUUUCGCCAGCACGUGCUUUUCAAGGAUGCGCAUAGCCCGGGCCAGCAGUCUCUCCGCAACCUGUUGUUGGCUUUUUGGGUGUUUGUGCGAUUAACCCUCGACCGCAACUUGGAGCCGCUGUACGUGCGUUCGCUACUCGGCCUCAAGCAGUGCCUCCACGUUUUGGACCGGCUCCUGGCCGUCUUUUUGCCCGACCUCGCCCGGCACCUUGGCUUUGACGCGCUUUUCAUUAUGACCAUCGCCCUACUGGGGCUGUUGGCGGAUCACAUCAAGACGCUCAAGAUGGACCAAAUCCUACGAUUCUUGCACACCGAACUCGAGCGGGGUGAACUGCUGGACGUCGAGAGGCUGAUGAAGCGAUACGCGAAGAUGAGCACACGAGUCAGGUCCAAGGCGCACCACUUUUCCAGGCAGCAUCGCGCUCUCCUGCGGUCCUUGUGCCACAAGGAGCGCGAGGGAGUCGAGUUAGUGUCGGCGAACAAGGAACAGGGACCCGGGUAG
Messenger RNA from Acanthamoeba castellanii str. Neff, 870 nucleotides. RefSeq names its product TBC domain containing protein. NCBI's taxonomy places the organism in Eukaryota, Discosea, Longamoebia, Acanthamoebidae. The coding region runs from base 1 to 870 and encodes 289 amino acids. The record is from RefSeq and is a predicted model, not a curated record. The transcript is spliced from 8 exons.